AUGUCAGAGGAGCGGACCAUACGGGACCGCACGCUCUUAGAAGUUAGAGAUUCAGAUCACCGCAUCCCCUGGAAAGUCCGAUUCAAUCUGGGCAACAGCAGCCGACAGAUCACUCAGUGCAGAAACUCCAUCCAGGGCAAGACGCUGCUCACUGACGAACUAGGUUAUGUCUGCGAGAGGAAAGACUUGCUGGUUAACGGCUGCUGCAACGUCAAUGCUCUCAGCACCAGGCAGUACAUCUGUAAAAGCUGCCUGGCCAAUGGCUGCUGUAGCAUCUAUGAGUAUUGCGUGUCUUGCUGCCUCCAGCCUGAUAAGCAACCUCUCCUCGAGCGCUUCCUGAAUCGUGCAGCUGAAGGUUUCCAGAACCUCUUCACUGCUGUGGAGGAUCAUUUCGAGUUGUGCCUGGCCAAGUGCAGGACGUCUUCACAAAGCGUUCAACAUGAGAACACCUACAGAAACCCUCAAGCAAAAUACUGCUACGGUGAGAGUCCUCCAGAGCUCCUUCCUGUAUGA
Messenger RNA from Stegastes partitus (bicolor damselfish), 513 nucleotides. RefSeq names its product SREBF pathway regulator in golgi 1 (gene spring1). Lineage: Eukaryota; Metazoa; Chordata; Actinopteri; Pomacentridae. The record is from RefSeq and is a predicted model, not a curated record. Gene Ontology annotation, biological process: positive regulation of SREBP signaling pathway. The coding region runs from base 1 to 513 and encodes 170 amino acids. The transcript is spliced from 5 exons.